CAAGAAUUUAAAGUGUAAGUUUUAGCAUAGUUUGUUAAUAAAGUGUUAGGUAUAAAAUAAUAUUGUUAUGUGUAUAAAUAAUUCGUCUAUUUGUGUGAUUUCAGGACUGACACAUAAGAAUGAGACUGAGAGCACAACGCCCGGCAAGCGCUUCGUGUGUGAUCUGUGUCCGAGGGCUUCGUCUAUAUGAGGUACCUGCUAGCGCACCGCACGCGCGCGCACCCCGAAGCAGCCGCGCGCGCGCUCGCGCUGCGCUGCGCCACCUGCGCCAGAGAGUUCGCGCACCUCAACUCACUUAGAAGACACUUGAGAGCGCAUAGUGGGGAACGGAAUUUCUUAUGUUCUGUGUGUGGAAAGGCGUUGUCUUCGAGAGAGCAUCUGAAGUUUCAUCUGAGGAUACAUGCAGGGUAUAAGCCUAAUGUGUGUGGAACGUGUGGAAAAGGCUUCGUGAAGAAAUGUAACCUGACGUUACACGAGCGCGUUCACUCCGGGGAGAAGCCUCACGUGUGCAGCCACUGCGGGAAAGCCUUCAGCCAGCGGUCUACACUCGUCAUACAUGAGAGAUACCACAGCGGCGCGCGGCCUUACGUGUGCGCGCUGUGUGGACGCGGUUUUGUAGCCAAAGGACUCCUCUCCAUGCAUCUCAAGACUACUUGUAUCUAGCCAAUCAUACAGUAAUUUAGUGUGUAAGCGUGUCAACACAUCAAUCUUGUAUUAAAAUGACGAAAAUAAUACACUACGAUACAAGUGCGGAAAGAGAAAGUUCGCAACGAGUGGUGAUAAAUUAAAUCAUGACUGAAGGGAUUGUUUUAAAUAGACACGAGUUAAGAAUUUCUUUUCGUACGUGUGUUGUAAUUUGUACAUCGUUUUUCAGUACAGAUGGCCCUCCGAAGUUUCGACUUGACAUAGAUUAAUCACUUUUCGCAAUAAAUCAGUAAUGCGGGCAAAAACCACCAUGUACUGAAAACUGUAUUUUUCAGUACAGAUGGUGUUUUUUUUUACUCAUUAGUGCGACAA
Messenger RNA from Leguminivora glycinivorella, 1017 nucleotides. Its product is annotated as zinc finger protein 614-like. The transcript has 4 exons. Gene Ontology annotation, molecular function: RNA polymerase II cis-regulatory region sequence-specific DNA binding; DNA-binding transcription factor activity, RNA polymerase II-specific. NCBI's taxonomy places the organism in Eukaryota, Metazoa, Arthropoda, Insecta, Lepidoptera, Tortricidae. Gene Ontology annotation, biological process: regulation of transcription by RNA polymerase II. Gene Ontology annotation, cellular component: nucleus. Bases 187 to 663 code for a protein of 158 amino acids. The record is from RefSeq and is a predicted model, not a curated record.